AUGAUCUCCCCUCCUACCUUGCCCUUUGCUUCUUGUUUGUCCCACACCUCGACGGAGGUUAUUUCUGUGCUUAUUUCUAACCCCUGUCCGUCGUUUGCCUGCGUGCUCGAAAUAGAUAUUUUUCCGGUCAGCAAAUCUCUCGACUCGGCUCUGAAGAAAAACACCGCCUUCAUCAAGCGUCUUCGGACGGGAAUUAACGCCUCCGCCCAAUCAACCUUCUUGGCCGACAUCCGUACCCUGUCGCUCCACAAGUAUCUCUCCGAGAUCAUCGCCGCUUGCUACGAGGGACUCUGCAAACUGAAGACGCCCGGCGAGAUCGCCACUGGGGUUGAAAUCACCAGUGCCCUGCAUCAGCGUUUCGGCCCCGCCGAGUUCACGAGACAGAUUGGCUGGCUUCUGGGUCGAGGACUCAGCACACCGGACAAGGGACAGUUGAAAGCCCUCAGCCAGGAGGUUCGCGAGCGCGAGGAGAAAGAGCGGCUUUCUCGGCAUCGGGUGCUGUUGCGAGUGGUCACGGAGCUCUGGUUGGUCGGAGUCCUCCGGACUUUGGAUGACAUCGAGCGGCCGGAGGAUUUAGGCACGAAGGGCAAAGAUGGCGUCGUCGGGAAGGUGCCUGAUGGUCCGUCCAAAGCCAAGGCCCCGUCUGCAGUCCGAGACAACGAUAAAGAGGCCGAGCCGUUUCCGCUGGAAGUGUUGAAGGAUCUCCUGGGACAUGAUCGGGACCACACCAACUUGCCACUUGCAGUUUUGUUUGUGAAGAGCUUCAGUUGGGAGGUUUUGGGAGCCAGAUCCGUCGAAGAGGGCCGGAAGACCGUCGAGGCGGAUGGUGCGGUGACGUCUGGAACUGCUACCGAGGCUUCGAAUAGCCAGGAGGAAGCGGAAGACGCGCCGGCCGGCGAGGAUGAUCCUCCACUUGCCUCCGAGAAGAUCCAAUCACGCUUCAAGAGUAUCUUCAAUCGCUACCUGGAGGAUGUCAAGGCACACGUGGUACGCGACCAGAGAGCGUUGGCUGCGCAGAGCCGUCGGAAUGCAGAGGCCUAUGUCAAAAGCGGCGAGAUCUUCGAAGAUCGCCAGGCCAACUUUGAUAAACAGACAAAGACGCUUGAGAAAUUGAUCACCAACACUCAAACCUUGUGUGAAGUCCUAGGCGCGGAGAUGCCGGCCUUGGCGGAGCAGGAAUCAUCGGACCCUACAUCUAAUGGUGGCAUCGGCCUUGUCAAGACGUCUGAGUAUCUGCGAGGCCAAGGUGAGGGAGCUGGUAUCUGGGAAGAUGAAGAGGAGAGGCGUUUCUACGAGAACCUCGUUGAUCUCAAGGGCAAAGUUCCGGCUGUACUACUGGAGGAUGGCAAGAAGAAAAAGCCCGAGUCCGAGGAGGCGACCAAGAAGAAGGCAGACGAUGAACCUGCUGUGGAUUCGGUUGCCGAGAAGCAAGACGCAAACGCCCAACCCCAGUCAGCCGAAGAAAAGGUCGAGGCAGAUGAUCAAUCCACGGCAAUCGCCAGCAGGACGGUCGGAGCCCAGGUCGAUGGACUUCUGGCCAAACUCCCCGAACUGCAGACCAAGGAUCAUGUUGACCAACUGGCGCUGGAUUUCUGCUUUCUGAACUCGAAAGCGUCGAGGAACCGACUCAUCAAGGCUGUUUCGGAUGUUCCUAAAGGCCGUAUCGAUCUCUUGCCUUUGUACUCACGUUUGGUCGCGACCCUUGGACAAUAUCUUCCUGAUAUCCCUCAAGGAUUGACCACUUAUCUCGAUGAAGAAUUCCGCAGCCUUCAGCGCCGGAAAUCAAAGGAAUUUCUCGGCCAAGUCCGGAUGAGCAAUGUUCGCUACCUCGCGGAGUUGACCAAGUUUGGUGUUGUUCCGGAACACAUUAUCUUCCAUUGUUUCAAGGUUUCGCUUGAUGACUUCUCCCGCAUGAACAUUGAAAUCAUCGGACACCUUUUGGAGAACUGUGGUCGCUAUUUGCUUCGCAACCCGGACACUUCUCCAAGAAUGGCCUCGUUUUUGGAGACACUCAGUCGAAAGAAAGCGGUUCAGCAUCUCGGCCAGCAAGAGCGAAUGAUCAUUGAGAAUGCGGUUUACUACGUCGACCCGCCCCCGAGGCCGGCCAUCCAACAGAAAGAACGAACUCCCAUGGAGUCGUACAUCCGGAAGUUGAUUUACUUGGACAUGAACAAGCGCAACUACACCAAGAUCUUGAAAUCAAUCCGCAAACUUCAUUGGGAGGAGCAGGAGGUGGUCGACAUUUUGGAGCGUGUCUUCAGCAAACCGGUGAAGGUCAAAUACGGAAAUAUUCACCUUCUAGCGAUCUUGAUCAGUGCUCUUUACAGAUACCAUCAGGACUUUGUGAUUGGCAUCGUGGACAAUGUUCUCGAACAGAUCACGCUUGGACUUGAGCAGAAUGAGUUCAAGUUCAACCAAAAGCGUGUCGCUGAAGUCAAGUAUCUGGGGGAAUUGUACAACUAUAAGAUGAUUGAUUCACCGGUGAUCUUUGAUACCUUGUAUCGCAUUGUCACGUUUGGUCAUGAAGGUGGCACCCCGGUUCCUGGGAAACUCAACGUCCUAGAUCUGCCCGACGAUUUCUUCCGAGUUCGCUUAGUUUGCACUUUGCUCGAUACGUGUGGCCAUUGUUUCGACCGAGGUUCGGCGAAGAAGAAGCUUGAUUUCUUCUUGACUUUCUUCCAGUAUUACAUGACCACGAAGGACCCAUUGCCUAUGGACAUCGAUUUCCUCGUUCAAGACACGUACUCAAUGGCUCGUCCUCAGUGGAAGCUGGUGACAGACCCACAGGAAGCUACGCGCAUCUUUGGCGAGGCUGUUGCUCAGAACUACAAGACGCAGGAUUCCGAGAGACCCGCGGAACCGGAUGACGAUGAUGCUGAAAGUAGCUCAUCCGAUGAAGGUCUGGAGGAAGACGCGAUCCCCGAGGUCGAGGAUGAGCAGGAAUCGAGCGAGGAGGAUGAAGUCUCUGGCCCCAACGCCGAGCAGAAUGGCGACAGCGAUUCCGAGGAUGAACAGAUCUUCGUCACCAGGCAGGAAGAGGAACGUGACCCGCAGGCUGAAGCCGAGUUUGAUCGUGAGUUUGAGAAGAUGAUGGCGGAGAGCAUGGACUCGAGGAGAUUCGAACGCAAGGGUGUCUUUGAUAUACCUCUGCCUAUGAAGCGCGCUGGCCGGGAACCUUCGGCUUCCGACAAUGCGCCGGAGGUGCCGGAACAGCAAACGCAGCAAGCGCAGCCAACCAUGGCAUUCUCUUUGAUGACCAAGAAGGGCAACAAGCAACAGACUCGCACCAUUGACCUGCCGUCCGACUCCAACCUCGCCGUGGCCAUGCGAAGUCAACAACAAGCCGACCGCGAGGAACAGCAGCGCAUCAAGAACCUGGUCUUGAAUUAUGAAAUGUCAACAGACACGGAAACGCCCGAAGCAACAACCGAUAAAAAGACUCCUCACCGCGACACGCAGCUCAACAAGUCCAACGCCAAUCGCACUGCCUUCCGCUCCCGCAAGCUGCAACUCAGUGACGUGAAUUGGUAA
Messenger RNA from Aspergillus melleus, 3531 nucleotides. It is a transcript of the gene NMD2, whose product is annotated as mRNA decay protein. The record is from RefSeq and is a predicted model, not a curated record. NCBI's taxonomy places the organism in Eukaryota, Fungi, Ascomycota, Eurotiomycetes, Eurotiales, Aspergillaceae. Gene Ontology annotation, biological process: nuclear-transcribed mRNA catabolic process, nonsense-mediated decay. Gene Ontology annotation, cellular component: exon-exon junction complex; cytoplasm. The coding region runs from base 1 to 3531 and encodes 1176 amino acids. Gene Ontology annotation, molecular function: RNA binding; protein binding. The transcript has 7 exons.